Molecule: messenger RNA, 1875 nt
Organism: Saccharomyces kudriavzevii IFO 1802
Lineage: Eukaryota; Fungi; Ascomycota; Saccharomycetes; Saccharomycetales; Saccharomycetaceae
Gene: ASI1
Product: putative ubiquitin-protein ligase ASI1
Exons: 1
Coding region: 1-1875 (624 amino acids)
Biological process (GO): ubiquitin-dependent protein catabolic process; protein ubiquitination
Molecular function (GO): ubiquitin protein ligase activity
Source: RefSeq, a predicted model, not a curated record
AUGAACUCUACAACUUCUUCUGAAAAUGCUUUUUUGAAUUCGUUCAACUAUUUGAAUCAAACGUCACAAGGUAUAAUAUCAGGUAACUCCACUUUCGCAGCCGUCAUCAACUUCCCCUAUAGACUGGGGCUAUCCUUUAUAGGAGCUGUAACCUUACAAUACGAACAAACAGUUAAAUCUGAAGAAAUCCCUCCUACCCUAAGGUCAGUCUUUGAUACAAUAGGAUUCUUUUUCUGCCCAUACGCCAUUUUUUGCUUUGUAAUUGCUAUUGUACUGAAUCGAUUCGUCGUGUUUUAUGCGGUUCUCACCAAUGGCGCCAGGCGUACAUUACCGGUGUGGUUAAUCAAUGUUUUCCAUGUAUCAGCAAUCGCUGCGUUAACGUUUGUAUCGUUGGGCCCACUGGUAUUGGGCAAAGAUUUCAGCAUAUUAGGCAACUUUUUUUUUACCCAGGAAAAGAUUUUAUUGAAUAUAUUCUAUGCAUUUGCUUAUUCUUAUUGUGUCGAGACUAUAUUUACCAUUAUGCGUAAUUCCAGCCCGCUGGAAGGUACAGACUACUCUUUAUUUGAACUUUCAAUUCAGUUUUAUACAAUGACAAAUAAAGACAUCAAACUAAUAGGUUUUUCUGAUUACGUUAUAGAUUGUUCAAUGGCAAUUUCAAGUAGAAUACUAAUCCACUUUGUGGAGAUUUUCAGGCUCAGGAAUUAUCGUUUGCUUUUCAGUACGUUUAUGAAUCUUUGUCACAUCUGUUAUUUGGGUGUAAGAGUUAAGCAAGGCGGCUGGAAAAGCCUUCCAUUUUCGGUCAAAUUCAGACACUUUCCAAAGUUAUUCUCGGUCGCUAUAAUCUUCAUAUCUCUACUGUUCUUCGAAUUGUCAUGCUUAAUUAGAUGGGAUCCAUUCGGAAAGUCUCAUAACUCAUGUGAACUUUUACAGUUUUACCCACUUAGUAGAAAUUGGAAAAAGUACUUAAAUUACACAGGUGAGGAAGAUUUCUCAGCUAUGGCAACCAAAUUUGCAUUAUUAUUAUGCUCAGGAACUGAACUAAUGGAAAAGGGUAUACGGAGAGAAUUUCCCGCUGUUAAUAUUCCAAACAACGUCAAUGAAAGAUUCUAUAUUAGUGGCUAUUUAAACGAACUUGAAAACCCAUACAAGGAUGACAUAACCACUGAUUGCCGAAAACAUCAUUCACCAAUAUCAAAACCAAAAAAAAUUACGAUGCUGCCAAACCUUAUAAUAUGCAUAAUAAAAAAGCUAAUGGGCCAAAUAUUCUUUGCCUGCAGGAAUGAUGAAGGUAAGAACGUUCCCGACAACCGAACAUCCAAAGAAAUCCUGAAGGUAGCUGGAAGUGGCAAUAUAAAACUUGAUAGCGCCGAGCAUGAAGAAGAUAUUCAAUUACUUAACACACCCGACGAAGAUUUUUCUGAAGAUUAUGAACCUUCUGAAGCUGAGACACUCAGGGAUUCCGAUGAAGAGGACCUGGAAGAUGAGUCGCUUAUUUUCAACGAGACUCGGGAUGCCCUGUUGGAUUUAUUUUCCUCCAAGGAUGCCCAAAUUCCUACAGAUUAUGAUUGGAUCCUUUCUACCAGCCAUAUCCUUCAACAAACGCUAUUAUCAAGUAAAACUUUAACAAGAACAUCCAUUUUAGGCUCCACAGCAUGCGGAAGGAAUGAGUCGUCUGGGGCAGAAGGUGAUUUUGACUUAUCUUGUGCAGUAUGCAAAGUCAAUGAGAGAAAUACGAUACUGUGGCCCUGCCGAUGCUUCGCUCUUUGCGAAGAUUGCAGAAUUUCUUUGGGUUUACGUGGGUUUAGUACUUGUGUGUGUUGUAGAGGUAAAGUUCAUGGUUACUGUAAGGUUUACCCAGUUUCCAGCAAUAGCUGA